Molecule: messenger RNA, 1161 nt
Organism: Prunus armeniaca (apricot)
Lineage: Eukaryota; Viridiplantae; Streptophyta; Magnoliopsida; Rosales; Rosaceae
Source: the annotation of a GenBank genome assembly
AUGACCAGGGAAUCCAAACCCAUUAUCUCCUGGAGGAGCAUCCCGAGCCUAAACGCCUCUCACUGCGCCCUCACUGCGGCUGCGGAGCUCGAGCCGUUAUGGAAGACCACGCAGCUCAGCUUCACUGGUGGUGGUGGGAGUGGCAUUCGUUGUAAUUUCGCCUGCGUUUCGGUGGUAGAGAGGGUAGAGCGGAGAAAUGAAUUCGCGCCGACCUCGGCUCAGCUGGUGAAGCAUCCGCUGGCCAUACUCGCUUGCGUUCCCAAAGACGCCGCGCUCUUCGCCGCCGGAGCCAUCGCUGGAGCCGCCGCCAAGACAGUCACGGCUCCGCUCGACCGCAUCAAGAUUCUUAUGCAGACUCAUGGGAUUCGAGUUGGGCAACAAAGCGCUAAGAAAGUUAUCAGUUUUCUCGAGGCCAUAACAAUGAUAGGGAAGGAAGAAGGGAUUAAAGGGUACUGGAAAGGCAACCUUCCUCAGGUCAUAAGGAUUAUCCCUUAUAGUGCUGUCCAGCUUUUUGCGUACGAAGCUUAUAAGAAACUUUUUAGGGGGAAAGAUGGUGAGCUCUCUCUUGUUGGAAGACUUGCAGCAGGUGCUUGUGCUGGCAUGACAUCCACUUUUGUGACAUACCCGUUGGAUGUCCUGAGGUUACGCUUAGCAGUUGAACCAGGGUACCGAACUAUGUCUGAGAUUGCCUUAAACAUGCUAAGAGAGGAAGGAGUUGCAUCCUUCUACUAUGGUCUUGGACCUUCUCUUAUUGGAAUAGCUCCAUAUAUUGCUGUGAACUUUUGCAUUUUUGACUUGGUGAAGAAGUCUUUACCAGAGGAAUUUCAAAGGAAAACUGAAGCAUCUCUGUUAACAGGUUUGGUGUCAGCUUCCCUAGCCACACUCACAUGCUAUCCUUUGGAUACUGUGAGAAGACAGAUGCAAAUGAAGGGCACACCUUACAAGACGGUUUUGGAUGCCAUUCCAGGUAUCGUGGCCCGUGAUGGACUUAUAGGAUUGUAUAGGGGAUUUUUGCCUAAUGCUUUGAAAACUCUACCGAACAGCAGCAUUAGGCUUACCACUUACGACAUGGUCAAACGUCUAAUUGCAACCAGUCAGAAAGAGUUUCAGAGAAUUGUGGAGGAAAAUCGCAAUAAACAACAGCAAAAGGUCGUUGGUUAA